UUGCAGGGGUGUAUCUUUGUUCUGUGGAACACACACAUUACACAUUAGGCUGAUCCAAUACAUCAGCAGACUUGUUUGAAUCAAUCAGUCAUAGAGGAAAACUGCAUCAGCAAGGUUGAGCUAUGAAUAUCUUUAUCUCCUUAAUAUUGGUAGUGCUGGCCAUUUUAUCUUUUGCUGACCACACCGUGGUAAGGGUAAAUCCGUAUAUGGAGUAUUAUGGAUCGUACAUUUAUUUUAAGGCAGACGGAGAUCGGCACCUAAAUGAGGACUUAAAUCGAGCGACGGUAAAGAAGACUAAGUAUGGUUGGCAAUGUGCCGGGGUGACGUGCCCCAUAAAGUUUACGGCAUCUUGUAAGGUAACAAAGGUCCUAAAGCCCUCUGAUCUACAGCACACUGAGCUCCUGAUUUUGUGCAUGGAUAAAAACGAUAAGCCUAUGUGUGGGAUAACACGAACUCGAAAAGGGGUAAUACAGGAAGUUCUGGACGUGGAUGAAAACGGAAAUACGAUAUAUGACAAAAAGGAAGUUAUUUCGGAGAACGAUGGUACUAAAAUCCCUAGGUGCCCACGAAAGUAAAUGAUGUGCACUGAUCGACUUCACACAAAUAUGUUUUAUCUACACAAGGUUUUUAACUUUAAAUGUUAUGGACUAUAAAAAUAAUUACACAUUUUUGUGGCAACCAACAAUGGUUUAUAUAUCUUGUAGAAAAAAUAUUGGUAUAGUUUGGCAAUUAGUAUGUAUAUAGAAUUGGUGAAACUAACAGAAUGCGUUACACAUAAAUAAAGAUAACGAACACAAAAGACAAC
Messenger RNA from Drosophila melanogaster (fruit fly), 805 nucleotides. RefSeq names its product seminal fluid protein 78E (gene Sfp78E). The record is from RefSeq and is marked reviewed. The coding region runs from base 123 to 575 and encodes 150 amino acids. The transcript is spliced from 2 exons. NCBI's taxonomy places the organism in Eukaryota, Metazoa, Arthropoda, Insecta, Diptera, Drosophilidae.